This is a messenger RNA of Labrus bergylta (ballan wrasse), 3628 nucleotides long. Lineage: Eukaryota; Metazoa; Chordata; Actinopteri; Labriformes; Labridae. The record is from RefSeq and is a predicted model, not a curated record.
AAGGGACUUUUAGCAAGGACUGGAGUGUGUUUGGCUGUGUGUGUGUUCAUAUUAGAAAGACUUUUGUUUUAUAGUGUAGAAAAGUUCAAAAUCGAGUUUUCUUCAGGGUCUAAGUGGUGGUUUCUGAGUUUUCAUUCAGUGGAAUGUGUUCUUCUUUGAAAAGUCGGUCUUCUAUGUCAGAUACUGUGAAAAGGUUAAUAAGAUUGACAGUACAGGUGUAAGAAUUACAUACAUUAAGUUUGUAUGUGUCUACGUGGGUGAUUCAGGCAGUUUUAGUUUGUUUUGAGUGCGUUUUUGUGCUGUUGUGAACACUGAGGAUGUCUAACUCCACCAUCAACUUCUAUGCCCUGCCUCAGUCCUUCAGCAUCUCUGACAUUAUCGUCAUAGCAACCUACUUUCUUCUCAACCUCGCUGUCGGCAUCUGGUCAUCAUGCAGGGUGAGCAGGAACACUCUGAGUGGAUACUUCCUGGCUGGACGAGACAUGGCCUGGUGGCCGAUCGGAGCGUCUCUCUUUGCCAGUUCAGAAGGCUCCGGGUUGUUUAUUGGUCUGGCUGGGACCGGAGCUGCUGGAGGCAUCGCUGUCGCUGGUUUUGAAUGGAAUGCCACAUAUGUGCUGCUAGCCCUGGCCUGGGUUUUUGUACCUGUCUACAUUUCCUCAGGGAUUGUGACAAUGCCGGAGUACCUUGGCCGUCGUUUUGGAGGAGAGAGGAUCAGAACCUACAUGGCUGUCCUCUCAUUGCUGUUGUCUAUCUUCACAAAGAUAUCAACUGACCUGUACUCUGGAGCCUUGUUUGUUCAGGUUUGCCUCGGAUGGAACCUCUACUUGUCUACUGUCCUCAUGCUGGUGGUCACUGCUCUCUACACUAUUGCAGGUGGUCUGGCUGCUGUUAUCUACACCGACACUCUGCAGACAUUUGUCAUGAUUAUCGGUGCAAUCAUCCUAACAAUCACAGCAUUCAAUAAGAUUGGCGGCUAUGGCAACCUGGAGCGUGUGUACAGAAUGGCAGUGCCCAGUAAGAUCAUCCCAAACAGCACCUGCCACCUGCCCCGUGAGGACGCCAUGCACCUGUUCAGAAACGCCGUCACCGGAGACUUACCCUGGCCGGGCAUGACUCUGGGGCUCACCAUACUGGCCACCUGGUACUGGUGCUCUGACCAGGUGAUUGUACAGAGGUCCCUGUCUGCUAAAAACAUGAGUCAUGUGAAAGGAGCGUCAAUCCUGGCUGCCUAUCUGAAGUUGCUGCCGUUCAUCUUCAUAAUCCUUCCUGGCAUGAUCAGCAGAGCUCUCUAUCCAGACACUGUGGGAUGUGUGGAUCCAGAGGAGUGUGUGCGCGUGUGUGGAGCUGAGGUGGGAUGCUCAAACAUCGCCUUUCCCAAACUGGUCAUUGAACUCAUGCCAAGUGGCUUGAGAGGACUCAUGAUAGCAGUGAUGAUGGCUGCUCUGAUGUCCUCGCUCACCUCCAUCUUCAACAGCAGCUCCACACUCUUCACUAUGGACAUCUGGAAGAAACAUCGCCCACGUGCCUCAGAACGAGAGCUGCUUCUGGUCGGCAGGAUCGUGACUGUGAUCUUGGUGGUGGUGAGUGUGGUGUGGAUCCCCAUCUUGCAGUCGGCUAACAGUGGUCAGCUGUAUGUUUACAUCCAAUCAGUGACAAGCUACCUCGCUCCACCUGUCACUGCUGUCUUCACCCUGGCUGUCUUUUGGAAGAGGACCAACGAGCAGGGGGCAUUCUGGGGCCUGAUGGUGGGUCUGGUGGUGGGUGUGUGUAGAAUGGUGCUGGAGUUCGCCUUCCCCCCUCCCAGAUGUGGCGUUGUGGACUCAGCUCCUGCGGUGCUGCGUGAUGUCCACUACCUUCAUUUUGCCAUCUUGCUGUGUGGGCUAACUGCUAUUGUUGUAACUAUAGUAUCACUGCUCACACCUCCACCCAGCCACGAGCAGUUAUGUAACCUGACAUGGUGGACUAUAACUGAACAACCACAAAGAGAAAUACCUCUACAGAAAGUGUCCUCUGUCAGCCACCGUAGCUCCCAGAGUAAGAUUCUGAAUAGUCAGGCCACAUGGAAUAAAACCAGCCAUCAUGUGAUUUACAGUCAUCUCUGUAGAUUUUGCUUGAGUAACUUCCUGUGUCUGCUGUGUGUGUGUGUGUCUGUGUGUGUGUGUGUGUGUCUUUCAGGCUCUGAGCCAACUCGGAGUGUGACAUGUGGUCAUGGUGCGGGAUUGUGUAUCUCAGCAGCUCGGCGAUCAGAAGAGACUCCGGCUCCCAGAGUGCUUAGUGUCAGAGAGAGUGUGUUCUGGUCCAGGUUCUGCUGUGUGAACGCUCUCCUCUUGAUCAGCAUUAACAUUUUUCUGUAUGCAUACUUUGCCUGAGUCAAGGAUCCGAUUUAACAUCCUGCCUCGCCCUCCCGCUGAACCUCUGCCAAACUCUGAAACAUGAACCCAGAAACUCUGCCUGCCUGCCAAACAGCCUCUAAUUUCUCCAGGUACUCUACGGCGUAGAAGCAAGCUGUGAUUUUUAUACAUUGUAUGCAUAUCUUUCAAAAAUCAAGGCAAUGUACUGUAUUUAAAGUGAAUCAUACAGGUGUACAUGCAGAUGUAGAACAUUUCAAACAAAAAAGUCUGACAGCACAUACCUCUCUGCUAAGGGCUGCACACACCUCUUAAUGUCUUAUUUGGUUUGAUUUUUCUUUAAUCCGCUCUACAUUUCCGUCAAAUUAAACAUAAUGAUGGAUAAUAAUCACAAAGUCAGGAGUCAAAAUGUGAAAUUGGUUUACUAACUUUACUAGACCCAAGCUGUACACAUUAUGCACUCCUGAAUCUUUUUUUUCUACAUUUUUAAGCAGGUUGUCCCAAAAUCCUCCUGACUUGCCUGUGAUCUCACAUCACAGCAGGAGACUUUUCCUAGGGAUGGGGUGUGGGGCAUGAAGUUAAAAUGCGGUGCGGAAAUAGUCGACGAAUCACACAAGCCUGACGCUAUGUUCACAGUUUAUGCCUUUAUAACAGUGGUACGUGUAUUCACAGUUAAAACUAACAAGUGGAAUAGAACAUUUUGCUUAGUAGAAAAGCGUAUAUAAAGUGUGUCAAAUUGCACCGGUUGACUACCAGUCGUGUGACAUAAAUGUCAACACUCCUGCCCCCUCGUCGCAGGGAAUUUUCCUGAAUAUUUUCUGCUAUGUUCUCACAUUAGUUCACACAACUGGUCGAAAAACUCAAUGUGAAACUGUGUGAAAUGAUGUGAAAAAUGUGGCCAUUUGCAUUCAAACACACAGUUAGACCUAACCAUUAUCUGGACAUUUUCAGGAGUUUUGUGCAUGUGUAGAAACACCAUUAUAGUAUUUCUACAGUCAUGUUUUUUUUCUUGUGAUUUUUCUCUUUUCUCUUAUGUACUAUAGGCUUUUGGUUUGCUUAUGAAACCUCCAUUCCCAUGUUUUGUGGAUGAGUCUAAAACUUUUGGAGAUGUUGGAUAAAAAUGACUUCUGAAUGAAAGGGCAUCACAAGCUUACAAAACAAGUAAGAUGAUACGCUGUAGUGGGAAUAAAUCUGUGUUGUUUUGGUUUUAUGUGACUUGUGUAAAUAUGUGUCUUUAUGAGUCUGUGUGCAUAAUUCAAUAAACAGUAAAUGGUGAUCUA